This is a messenger RNA of Diospyros lotus (date-plum), 3728 nucleotides long. RefSeq names its product putative receptor-like protein kinase At1g80870. The coding region runs from base 420 to 2546 and encodes 708 amino acids. Gene Ontology annotation, molecular function: protein kinase activity; ATP binding. NCBI's taxonomy places the organism in Eukaryota, Viridiplantae, Streptophyta, Magnoliopsida, Ericales, Ebenaceae. The record is from RefSeq and is a predicted model, not a curated record. Gene Ontology annotation, biological process: protein phosphorylation. The transcript has 2 exons.
AGUCAAAAGCAUUCUUUAUGAAGGAAUGGAAUGGCCCCAACAGACACUGCGAUCCCUUUCUUUCUCCCAUUCAAUUCAAUUCAAUUCAAUGGAAUUCAAUAUAAUAUUCGGUCCCCUAAUUAAGCUCCAACUCAACUUCUUCUUCAUCUUCAACUCUCUCUCUCUCUAUCUCUCUUCUUGAGUUCUUCUUCUUCAAUCUUCAUUUCAUUAAUUCGACUUACUUCUUAAUUAAUUAAAUAAACCAAACCCACAGCCAUCCAUCCAUUGAUUACACUCCACACUUUAAGAAUCCCAAUGAUUAUCCAACUGUAAAGCGAAAUCCAUAAACAAACAAAAACCUCCCUUGGCUACAGCGCCACCACCUCUACUUCGUCCUACACCACCCCUCGCCGCCGUCUUCUUCCUCCGAGAAACCAGCAAUGCCGUCGAGGCAAAACUUCCAUUCCAGGCCAACCCCCAAGCCCAGACCCACUGUUCUUUUCCUUGCCAUCACCAUCUUCUCUUCUCUCACCAUUGCUUUUGCCGCCGUUUACUUUCUGUACUACCUUUGGUACUCGCUGCUCCGCCGUCCCCGCACCACCCCCUUCGACUCCGCCGCCGCGCUGAAGCUCCGGCGGUUCAGCUUCAAGGAGCUCCGCUCCGCCACCGACCAGUUCAGCCCCGCCAACUCGCUCGGCAAGGGCGGGUCCUGCACCGUCUUCCGGGGGAUUCUCACCGACGGCAAACUCGUCGCCGUGAAGCUGCUCGAUAUGUCGUCUUUCCAGACGGAGCGCGAGUUCCAGAACGAGGUCCAGGUUCUGGGCUCCCUGAAAUCGCCGUUCAUAGUUUCGUUGUUGGGAUACUGUGUCGACAAGAGUAAAAGAUUGUUGGUGUAUGAAUACAUGCCGAAUCGGAGCUUGCAGGAGUCGCUUUUCGCCGAGAAUUCGGAUUUGAAUUGGGGGAGAAGGUUCGAGAUCAUUCUGGACGUUUCUCGAGCUCUCGAAUAUCUUCAUUCUGAUUGUGACCCGCCGGUGAUUCACGGCGACGUUAAGCCCAGCAAUGUGUUGCUCGACGCGGAGUUCAGGGCGAAGCUCUCGGAUUUCGGGUUGUCGAGAUUGAAGAUUGAGGGUGAAUUUGGCGUUGAUUUGUUCAGUCAGGAAUUGGGCAAGAGUCAGGAGCUUUCAGGGAAUUUGGCGGCCGGCGGGGCUGAAACUCCGGCGAUUGGAACUCCGGUUGACAGCUACAAUGAGGUAGAUUUCGCUCUUGCUUUGCAAGCUUCUUCUUCGUCGAAAAAUAGCAGGGUAUCUUACAAUGUUAGGGCUUUGAAUCUGAAUUCUUUUACUUACAAUGCCAACAUUGCGAGUGAGAAUGAUAAUGUAAGCAAGGCUUCCAAGGGUAAGGAGGUUUCGACUCUUGAAAAUGGCGCCGAGGAUUGGAAUAAACCCGGCGUUUAUGAUGAUGAUCUUUAUAGCACUGAUCAUAGCAAGGAGUUGAAUUUCAAUGUGGGUAAUUCCGGGGUUGGUGAUCAAACCUUGGAUAGGCGAAAAUGGGGGAAGGAUUGGUGGUGGAGACAAGAUGGUAGCGGCGAAUUGUGCAGUAAAGAUUAUGUGACAGAAUGGAUUGGGAGCCAAAUUUGUUCCUCGCCCAACCCUGAUUGGGACGAAGAGAGGAAGAGCUCUCCCGAGAACAUCAACUUGGAUAAUUUGACUCGGUUGGACAAACUUAAAGACGUGAAUGAAACCCAGUUACAAGAGCCCGGGUUUAAGUGUUACAAGAGGGGGUCUGAGGCCGAAGGAUCAAGGGGCAUAGAACCCCGAAAGAAGCACAGGAAGAUGCAGGAGUGGUGGAAGGAUGAGCACCUUGAUGAAAUUAGUAAGAAGACUGGUAAGUUAAAGAAGCUUGAUGCGAAGCGCAAGAAAGGUUUUAGAAUGCCACACGUUAAUUUUCUAUGGCAGUGUCACUUGAGGAAACGAAGAAACUCUAGACAACCGAACUGCAAAGAUGGAGAUGCCAAUUUGGAGUUCAGUUUUAGGAGAGGUUGGAAGCACAAGAAAGCCUGCUCUGCCGGGAGUGAAAUGUGGAGCGGGGAACUGUUUAGUAGGGAAUUGAGCAGCACGACUAGCAUGAGAGGAACACUGUGUUAUGUUGCUCCAGAAUAUGGUGGUUGUGGAUACCUAAUGGAGAAGGCUGACAUUUACAGCCUGGGAGUUCUGAUCCUGGUGAUUGUGUCCGGGAGAAGGCCAUUACACGUUCUUUCUUCACCCAUGAAGCUUGAGAAGGCAAACUUGAUAAGCUGGUGCCGGCACUUGGCCCAAUCGGGAAACUUAUUAGAACUUGUAGACGAGAGAUUGAAGGACGAAUACAGUAAGGACCAGGCAAGCUUGUGUAUUAACUUGGCGCUGGCUUGCUUGCAGAAAAUGCCUGAAUUGCGCCCGGACACUGGGGAGAUUGUUAAGAUUUUGAAAGGGGAGAUGGAUCUCCCUUCCCUCCCAUUUGAGUUCUCUCCCUCUCCGCCUUCCAAAUUAUUCAGCAGGUCCAGGAGAAGACAGAAGACCAGUAUGGAGUAGGCUUCCGAGCACCCCUUGACAGUUUUCUUUGUCAUGUCAAACAUGGUUUCCAUGAAUGCAAUGGCAGGAGAGAUAAAACCAGUUUGUCCAUAAAGACCUGUUUCCGGAGAGUGAAGGUUUGUGUAUGUGGGUGGUUGUAAUUUAACUCAGUUGACUUCUUACACUUCUUUCUUCGAUUUUCUUCUUCUUCUUAUUCGAUCACAUGUUGAAUCAAAGCCUAAUUUUCACGCCCCUUCUUUCGAAACACUCUUUUCUUUGCAUUCUGCUCUUCUCUUUCAGUGUUCUCUUACUGGAUGGAAUUUGAUCGACACAAAUAGUGUUAGAUUCUUGAGUCAAUGUUGGCAAAGAGAAGUUGAACUCGGGACCUUAUUAUAGUUUGUGGUUAGACUUAAAAGUGGCAAUUGCUAACAUUUUGAUCUGUUUUCCUAAACUUGUUGGUUAUCUGAACUCAUUUAUUUCCUAUUCCAGAGUGUCAUUGCAGACCAGAAAGAUGUUUCUAAAACUUGUAUUACAGGUGUUCAAGAGGCCUGCUUAUGGAAAGGCUCAGUGACAUCAAUGCUGCAUUGAUCUGACUCCUGCUAUUCAGCCAGCCCCAAAUUCAGGUAGGCAUCGGGAAACUUUUCAAGUUCUCAUAUUGAGGAAGGAUUUGACAAGAUUUGAGGCCACCCCAUGUCAGCAUUGGUUUUUAGGUAUAAAUAUGGGCAGAAGAAUACUUGUUUGUAUUGUUUUUACAUAUGCCUUUGCAUCAAAUGAAUAUCAUUGGUGGCUUUCUCAAAUACCCUUUUGAUCAUAUGCGUUUGAUUGGAUUGCAUCCACACUUAAAGCUAUUGAUCAGUGCUUCUUUCAGCAUGCUUAAAAUUGGGCAAUUCAAUGUUGAUAAUACAUACAAAUGCCAUGUGAAAAUUUGGAAUUUAUCUUUGACUGAUUCGUACUUCUUGGCCCCCUCAACUGUUUUUGGCUCCUUGGCAGAUUCAGAAGGUUUGUUUCAUUGAUGAGUGUAGCUUUGAUGUUUUGGGAUACUUUUGAUUGGGGCGACUCUUGAUUUUGGGUGCUUGUAAUAGCAGCAUUUAUGUUUUUUUCGGGGUUUAAUGUGUUGGUUUAUGGAGUAUUAGGUUGUAGGAUAGUUUUAAUUGUUGUGCAAUGUUAUUUUUGUGUAAAUACUACUAAAUACUUAAAUUUAUU